Physella acuta is the source of this 1567-nucleotide messenger RNA. Its product is annotated as von Hippel-Lindau tumor suppressor homolog. The record is from RefSeq and is a predicted model, not a curated record. NCBI's taxonomy places the organism in Eukaryota, Metazoa, Mollusca, Gastropoda, Physidae.
AUUUGUUUUUAUUUUGACGUACUAAAAAUAAAAACAAGUGCUACGUUAUCUUAGAACACUAGUAGAUGUUUACUGGUGCAAAUGACUCCUCCCACAAGCAGCAAUAAUAAAAUUAAAUCAGUUCAUCAUGAUUUACCAGCAUAUAUUUCUUUCUACAACAGGGCUAAUUUCCCAGUAGAUAUUGUAUGGAUUGAUUAUAGAGGAGAUUAUGCGAGGUACUGGCAAAGAUUGCAACCUGGGGAAUAUCACAACCUGGACACAUAUGUUACACAUCCAUGGAUAGCUUGGAACUCUGACACGUUGGAAAAUGCUCGCAUUAAUAACAGUAAAGUCUUUUAUCCUGAGCCUUACAAUGGAGGAAAUCAGAGAACUAUCGUAUAUAUUGAUAGGCCCAUGCAAUCUUUAUUAGACAUUUGUCUGCAAACUGUUCGCCUUCUUGUCGAUACUGACAAGAUAGAGGAGCUAGAAAUUCCACUCUACUUGAUUGAAAGACUUAAAAAGAGGAGAAAUGUCAUUGUAAAGGAUGUUCUCAGAAGGAGGAGAUGAGGGGCAACAUGGGCAAGAGAGACUGGCCUUUGUAUAUUUGAUUGUUAGUGUUAGGCCUGAAACAAACAGCAGUUUAUCUUCUAGAAUUAAGAUUAGUUAUAGGUCUAAGUUUAGAUUAGAAUUAGGCUUAAAAUGAGGUAGUGGUCUAGGUCUUGGGUUAGGUUUGGAUUAAGCAUUGUUAUCAUUAUUGCCAAUUCAAAGAAUGAAAUUAUAUCUUUUAUUGGUUUUAGUCAUAGCACGUAGAUAGGCCCACUUCAUCUAGAUAUGAAAUUCUAUGUAAAAUGUUUUUAUUUAAUUUUCAUCCAUAUAUCUAGAAAUUUUUACUCUUAGCUCUGAACUUCGACCAUAGUUAUGGUUAGUGUAUUAAGCUUUAGAAUUUUUAUAGUAGUAAUACUACUAGUAGUAGUAAUGGUAAAUUGAUUUCAGGAUGAAUAUUACAUUUCUAGUCAAACAGUAGCUACAUUUGUUGUACAGUGUUAAAUAAAAUGUAUUAUAUUUGUUGAUUUGUCCAGGUGACAAAUUGUGUUUGAGUGUACAAGAUAACUGUUAGGAAUUAGUUGGAGGCAGAUAGGUUUCAUGUAUGUGUCCUUGUUAUAUCUUGGGAUUACGUGGACACUUGACCCACUAGAAAUGGAGGAAAGACAUAAUACAAGUUCAAUUAAAAUUGAAAUAUAAAACCAAUUAUUUGAGUUCUUUGGUUGUUAACUAUGUAACUGAUUAUCUGCUGGACAUUUACUUGAGGGAUGUUCAUUCAGAGUAACUUAUGUAGGUUACCAUGAAAAUCAUAAAAAUAAAUCAUAGCUCACCAAUUCUUAAAUCUGAAAUUUUAAUAUUUUCCUUUGUUUCAUGUGCAAUUUAAAUACGUUAUCAAUUUGUGAACAAUCUGAGUCAUGUUCAGGCUGUCUCAGUUGUAUCAACUCUUUCAUUUAAAUAUUUUAAUGAGUUUAAGUAAAUUAUUUCUAGUAUGUAAUAAACCAAUGUUACAAUUUUAAUAAAUUUUCCCUUAGAUGUUUAAUUUUUA